Messenger RNA from Cylindrotheca closterium, 849 nucleotides. NCBI's taxonomy places the organism in Eukaryota, Bacillariophyta, Bacillariophyceae, Bacillariales, Bacillariaceae. The record is from the annotation of a GenBank genome assembly.
AUGACAGAAAAUGCUCUUAGCGUCGGAUUUAUUGGCUCUGGAAUGAUGGCUUCGGCAUUGAUGUCGGGUUUGGUAGAAAAGAAGAUUGUUUCUGGUCCUUCGGCCAUCACCUGUUCUGAUGUUUGGCAACCAAGUCUAGACAUGGCCAAAGAAAAGGGAUUUAAUGCCACCAAAUCAAAUGGUGACGUGAUUGGAGCUUCAAAGGACGCUGUGAUUAUUGCCGUCAAGCCAUUUGUUGUGGCCGAAGUGUGUCAAGAUAUCGCCAAAGUGAACAGUGAUGCCGUCAUCAUUAGUAUUGCUGCUGGCGUGACGCUCGAUUUUCUACAAAGCAAACUUCCUGGUCGAAGAGUUGUCCGUGUCAUGCCCAAUACGCCUUGUCUCGUCGGCGAAGCAGCCUCUGGGUUUGCCUUGGGCAAUGGUUGUACGGACGAUGAUCGAAAGGUUGUGGAAUCAAUUUUUGGUUCAGUUGGAGUCGCCAAGGAGAUCAGUGAAGUCCUAUUGAAUGCUGUCACUGGUCUUAGUGGUAGUGGGCCUGCAUAUGUAUACCAAUUUAUUGAGGCUCUGGCGGAUGGUGGUGUCCGAUCAGGACUACCAAGAGCUGCCGCUUUGGAAUUGGCUGCUCAAACCGUCAAGGGAGCUGCCGAGAUGGUGCUUCAGACCGGCACACAUCCUGGCCAACUGAAGGACAAUGUAACAUCGCCAGGUGGAACUACCAUCGCGGGUAUCGAAGCGCUAGAAAGAGGAGGAUUUAGAGCUGCUACGAUUGGAGCAGUCGUGGCUGCAACCAAGAGGUCUAUGCAGCUCGGUGGCAUCUCUGAGGAAGAGAUAAGAUACAAACACAAUCUGUAA